Ilex paraguariensis (yerba mate) is the source of this 1587-nucleotide messenger RNA. Lineage: Eukaryota; Viridiplantae; Streptophyta; Magnoliopsida; Aquifoliales; Aquifoliaceae. The record is from the annotation of a GenBank genome assembly.
AUGGAGAAGAAUCAAGAACUUGAAUGGGUUGAAGCACAGAAGAUUGGCAUAAGCCAAGACCUUGUGGCUGCAGCCAAGCAGCAGCUAAAAUUUCUAGCAGCUGUCGAUAAGAAUCGCCACCUCUAUGAUGGCCCUGCCUUAGAGAGAGCCAUAUAUAGCCGUCCAUCAAAGUUGUUCAGUCUGUGUACAUUGGAGAUUUUUGCUUUAUUGUUUCCAAUUCCUGUUCAGGUUUUCCUGGAGAUUGUGGGGGUAAGGAACUUACCAGCUGGUCAUACAGGCAGUCUCUUUGUCUAUUUCAGUAAGAAACAGCCAGAUGUGCUCUUCAACACCAAAAGAAGAUUAAGCAUUAUGUCUGAGCUAGGGAAGAAGCAAGUUGCAGCUCUCCGUUGUGAACCUACUGGAGAGCUGCUUUUUGAACUCAUGUCAUACUUGCCUUCUAGCUUGCACACUGAAAAUUCACUCAAAAUUUUGGGAACUACUUCAAUCGCGCUACAGGAGCUGCUGAACUCCAUUUCCAAACUCUCAGUUGAUAAAUGGUUUGACUUGGUAUCCAGUUCUGAAGUUGUAGGCUCCCAGCCAAUUACUCUGCGGGUUGCUGUCUCUGUCACUCCUCCAGUUCAAGCACCAUAUCUGGUGCACAUGGUUCGAGGGCACCCAUUAUCAAGCACUUCUUCCUUUCCACUUCCUGAAAGGUUUCAACAGGCCAAGAGUUGGACAUGUAUUGUAGAUGAGGCUGGCAACGAGGUCAUCAGUGUCCGAAUGAGUGGGGAUCCAAAGAAAUCAGAGGGGAAGAGCAGUUGUACUUCUAGAAAAGAAGUAAUUGGCGUAACAAGAUCUGGUAAAACAUGUCUUCUUGUGGAGUUGCUUGGAGAAGGAUGGUCUUUGAUGGGUUCCCAAUGGUCCUUUCAGCUUCAGAAGAAUGCUAGUGAAGAUGACAUUGCAUUUGAGCUUAUGGGCAGCAGAAAGAUAACGAUUUUUCAUGGAAGAAAACUGGCAUACGAAAUAGAGGAUUGCAAGAGGAAGGAAGAUGAAAGGGAUUUCAUGACAGUAGUAGAAUUCUCUGAUGAAGAUCCUUACGGAAAAGCAAUAGCUUUGCUUAACCUGAAAUCGGGUUUUCUCCGGGUAGAUACCAUUGUUUCUUCAUUUGCUUAUUUCAUUAACUCAAAUUUGAAGCUCCUCAGUAAAAUUGAAAUGCUUGAAUUUGUGUAUGAGAUGGAACAGGUUGAGGAACAAGGGUUUGUAUUGCCUGGAAUCACCCUGGCCUUCAUACUUUCCGACAUUUUACUGAAAGAAGGCUACGGUUCUUCAAAUUUGAAAAGAGAGAAAAUUAGAGAGGCUCAUGAAGCAAUGCCAGAAAAGGAUUGCCCAUGCAGUGGAGAAUGCAGCAAGAGAAAUGGAACUGUCCAAAAAGGCCUUUUGAGCAUAGAAUAUGGUGGCUGUGUCCAUGCAAGUACAAUGAAGAGCCACUGUUUUAGUGGGUUGACUGGAGCUAGUGCUUGCGGCGGGUCUGGUGGCUGUGGUGGCGGAUGUGGUGGCAGCUGUGGUGGUGUAACUUGUAGUGGCGGAGGUUGUGAAGGAGAAUGUUGA